GCUUUAAUAGGUGGUCAGCCUCCCGCAAGCCAUGGCCUUCAGUGCGCGGAAGGACUGGUUCGCGGAGCUCUUUGGCUUCCCGGAGGGCGAGUAUGACAUCACCAAGAGACAGCUGCAAGUGGAAGAAGACCCCGCAGAUCCAGGUAUGAAAAUCAUGAAGGGGCCGAACGGGCGCACCUUUCGCGCGGGCCGCUUCAGCACGCCCAGCCUGGCGGAGCUCCGGGCGUGCCCGGAGUGCGCAGCGGCGGUGAAAGGGAAGCUGCGGGUGACCAACGUGAUAGGGGACGUAGCGGCCAAGUUGGCCGAUCGGGAGAACCGCCACGCCACCUUCCAGGUAGCCUCGCAGUUCAACUGCUUGGAGUUUGUGGGCCCCUCCGUGACGCCGGAGCACGGCAUCACAGGCUAUGUCAUGGACCGCACCCAGGGCCCCGCCUGCUCCAUUGCCUGCGGCCCCGCGACUGCCUUCAGGAACUACUUCGCGCCCGUUCGGCGGCCUGAUGGCAAGUGGACGGAGGGCCAGCGCAAAGAGCUGCAGAUCGAGAAUUUGGAGGACCUGUCUGCUGAGCUCUGCCAGAUGCGCGCGACACCUGGAGACAAGUUGGGCGUGGCCCCCUUCUUCCAGGUCCGUGGAGGCUACAGUGAAGCGGACUCAGGGCAGCUGAAGAGGCUCAAUGCAUUUCUGGAAACGCUCGGUGAAGAUGGCCUGGAUCGCUUGAGGAGCAAGCUGCGCAUCGGCGUCCACGCAGACGUAGAGGUCACCUCCAUGGCUUGGGGCGCGAAGCUACUGAAUAACCCGGAUCAGCUGGUUACGCAGGUCUUCGGCUCCGCCUGCGCGGUGGGCUAUAGCCGGGACAGUACCAAGGCGGAGUGGGAGAAAUUGGCCACUCUGAUCUUGGAGGCCUCCUAUGAGGCCACGCUACUGGCGGCACUGCGGCAAAGUGUGCGGCACCGUGGCGGGGGCGGCUCCAAAAAGGUCUUCCUCACCUUGUUGGGGGGCGGGGUCUUCGGCAACUCCAUCGACUGGAUCAUCGGGGCCAUGCAUCGGGCAUUUAGUUGUUUGCGCCACGCGGACUUGGACGUGCACAUCGUCACCUAUGCCGGCUCGCCCGCGCCGGGGCUGAUGCAGCUGGAGGAGGAGUUCAGUCCAAAGGCGGCAUUCUGAUCCUGACGGAUGCUCACAAAGUUUGUGAGCAGCCGACCUGGACCAUGACGCAUUCCUGCGGCGUUUUAUUCAUCGAAACCAUGAAACUUCUUCUAGAAGUGCCUUGAUUCAGGCACGUCAGACAGCCUUGCGCGGCGGGUGGCU
This is a messenger RNA of Effrenium voratum, 1306 nucleotides long. The record is from the annotation of a GenBank genome assembly. NCBI's taxonomy places the organism in Eukaryota, Dinophyceae, Suessiales, Symbiodiniaceae.